This is a messenger RNA of Xyrauchen texanus (razorback sucker), 1823 nucleotides long. RefSeq names its product hexokinase-4-like. Gene Ontology annotation, molecular function: glucokinase activity; D-glucose binding; ATP binding. The record is from RefSeq and is a predicted model, not a curated record. Gene Ontology annotation, biological process: intracellular glucose homeostasis; glucose 6-phosphate metabolic process; glycolytic process. The transcript is spliced from 10 exons. Gene Ontology annotation, cellular component: cytosol; mitochondrion. NCBI's taxonomy places the organism in Eukaryota, Metazoa, Chordata, Actinopteri, Cypriniformes, Catostomidae. The coding region runs from base 100 to 1527 and encodes 475 amino acids.
GCAUAAAUAAGGUUGAGCAUCUCCAUACACAUCACUUGUGUACACACACUUAAACUUGCACAUCAGAAUUCAUACACUUUCUGGGAAAUUCUUGCAAAGAUGCCAUGCCUGACUCCAGCUCAUAGACAGAGGAUCCACAGUGGAAAUGAAUCAGUGCUGGAGAGAAUUCUGAUGGUGGACCAAAUUCUGUCAGAAUUCCUGCUGAGUAAAGAAGAGCUUAAAGAAGUGAUGAGGAGAAUGCAGAGAGAGAUGGAGAGGGGACUUCGUGUGGAAACUCACGAUGAAGCCAGUGUGAAAAUGUUGCCCACUUAUGUCCGCUCCACACCUGAAGGCUCUGAAGUGGGUGAUUUCCUGGCACUGGAUCUUGGAGGGACAAAUUUCCGGGUGAUGCUAGUAAAAGUGGGCGAGGAUGAGGAGCGGGGCUGGAAGGUAGAGACGAAGCAACAAAUGUACUCCAUCCCAGAGGAUGCCAUGACCGGUACGGCUGAAAUGCUGUUUGACUACAUUGCGGGGUGCAUAUCUGACUUCCUGGACAAGCAUAAUCUCAAACAUAAGAAGCUUCCACUCGGUUUCACCUUCUCUUUUCCAGUCCGCCAUGAAGAUUUGGACAAGGGCAUUCUGCUUAACUGGACAAAAGGCUUCAAGGCCUCUGGCGCAGAGGGCAAUAAUGUUGUGGGUCUACUGAGAGAUGCUAUUAAAAGACGAGGGGAUUUUGAAAUGGAUGUGGUUGCUAUGGUGAAUGACACAGUAGCCACCAUGAUCUCCUGCUACUAUGAGGACCGCAGCUGUGAAGUUGGCAUGAUAGUAGGCACUGGCUGUAAUGCUUGCUAUAUGGAGGAGAUGCGUAGAGUGGAGCUGGUGGAGGGAGAGGAGGGACGGAUGUGUGUGAACACUGAAUGGGGAGCAUUUGGGGACAAUGGUGAACUGGAGGAGUUUCGUCUGAAAUAUGAUCGUGUUGUAGAUGAGACGUCACUCAACCCUGGAAAACAGCUGUAUGAGAAGCUGAUUGGUGGAAAGUAUAUGGGAGAGCUUGUGCGUCUUGUGCUGCUAAAACUCGUGAAUGAAGAUCUGCUGUUUAUUGGUGAAGCCUCAGACAUGCUGAAAACAAGGGGAGUUUUUGAAACUCGCUUCGUCUCCCAGAUUGAGAGUGACACGGGGGACAGUAAGCAGAUUUAUAACAUCCUAAGUUCGCUGGGAAUCUUGCCAUCCGAGCUGGACUGUGACAUUGUACGUCUGGCUUGUGAAAGUGUGUCUAUGCGAGCUGCUCACAUGUGCGGGGCUGGACUCGCUGGCGUCAUCAACCUAAUGAGGGAACGACGUUGUCAAGAGGAACUGAAGAUCACUGUGGGAGUGGAUGGCUCUGUCUACAAACUACACCCUCAUUUCAAGGAGAGGUUACAUAAACUUGUGCGGGAAAUGACACCUCACUGCGAAAUUACCUUCAUCCAAUCAGAAGAAGGGAGUGGUCGGGGCGCGGCUCUCAUUUCUGCAGUGGCAUGCAAGAUGGCUUGCAUGCUGGCACCAUGAUGUAUUUCACAUGUUUCAGCCUCAUUUACGCCUGGUGGAAGUCUAGGAUCAUCGGUGAACUGUAAUGUUGAUAGACACUCAUUCAGAGUGGUCUCAGAAAGCACCUUCUUGUGGUGAACAUUGUAUUGUGUAAGUGGAGGAGAUGGCUUAAGGGUUGUUAUGACAAUAUUAAUAAUUUAGACAUUUGCUGUUCAAAUGCUUUUAGACACAAAUAUACAGAAACAUUAUUAUUGUCUGGAGCACAUGUUGUUUUACAUUUAUAGGUUACAUUGCCUUUUACUUUGGUGACUGAAGGU